Molecule: messenger RNA, 3841 nt
Organism: Astyanax mexicanus (Mexican tetra)
Lineage: Eukaryota; Metazoa; Chordata; Actinopteri; Characiformes; Acestrorhamphidae
Gene: dhx35
Product: DEAH-box helicase 35
Exons: 21
Coding region: 57-2159 (700 amino acids)
Cellular component (GO): catalytic step 2 spliceosome; intracellular anatomical structure
Molecular function (GO): ATP binding; RNA binding
Source: RefSeq, a predicted model, not a curated record
CCCUCUGCUGCUCACUAAACUUCUUUAUAGCGAAAUAAAUGACGUAGUUUUGUAAGAUGGCGGCGCCCCACUCCACGAUGCGGUUCUGGAAGCCCGGGUGUGAGGGUCCCGGUGUUUCUGAGGAGAGAGAUCUGUCGACGGAGCCCAGCGGGCCAGUGCUCAUCUACAACCCCCACAGCACCCUGUCUGUGGAGAAACAGAGGCAGAAACUGCCUGUAUUUAAGCACAGGAACAAUAUUCUGUACCUGGUGGAGAGCUUUCAGACGGUGGUGAUUGUGGGAGAGACCGGCUGUGGGAAGAGCACACAGAUUCCUCAGUAUCUUCUGGAGGCUGGAUGGGCUGCUGAAGGGAAGGUGAUUGGUGUAACCCAGCCCAGGAGGGUGGCGGCUACCUCGGUGGCUAAUCGUGUAGCAGAAGAGCGUGGAGCACUGCUGGGGCAUGAGGUUGGAUACACCAUCCGCUUUGAUGACUGUUCAGAUCCUCAUGCUACUCGCAUAAAGUUCCUCACAGAUGGGAUGUUGGUGAGGGAGAUGAUGGCGGACCCCCUGCUGAAGAAGUACAGUGUCCUGAUGCUGGAUGAAGCUCAUGAGAGGACGCUCUACACUGACAUUGCCAUCGGCCUUCUCAAGAAGAUUCAGCGGAAGAGAAGAGAUCUGCGGCUGAUCGUGGCGUCGGCUACGCUGGAUGCUAAGAAAUUUCAAGACUUUUUCAACCUGAAUGAAUCUGGAGACCCGAGUAAAGAUACCUGCGGGAUUCUGACUGUGGAGGGAAGAACUUUCCCUGUGGACGUUUUCUACACUGUCAGUCCGGUGCCAGACUACGUGAAGGCAACUGUUGAGACUGUGCUGAAGAUUCAUGAUGCUGAGGAGGAUGGAGAUGUGCUGGCAUUUCUCACUGGACAGGAGGAGGUUGAGAAGGUGGUAUCGAUGCUGCAGGAUCAGGCUCGGACUCUUUCUCGAUACGGGAUUAAAAAGCACCUUCGUGUUCUUCCCAUGUACGCCGGCCUCCCCUACGCUGAGCAGAUGAAGGUGUUUGAGAGGCUGCCCCCUACUGUCCGGAAGGUGGUGGUGGCCACUAACAUCGCUGAAACCUCCAUCACUAUAAACGGCAUCGUGUUUGUGAUAGACUGUGCGUUUGUGAAGCUCCGAGCGUAUAACCCUCGCACCGCCAUCGAGUCGCUGGUGGUCACGCCCAUCUCUAAAGCCUCCGCCGCUCAGCGGGCCGGAAGAGCCGGACGCAACCGGCCCGGCAAGUGCUUCAGACUUUACACAGAGGAAGACUUUGAGAAGCUUCCAGAAUCCACAGUUCCUGAAAUGCAGCGCAGUAACCUGGCCCCAGUCAUCCUCCAGCUGAAAGCACUGGGCAUCGACAACGUUCUCCGCUUCAGCUUCCUGUCUCCGCCGCCGGCUCAGUCCAUGGUGCAGGCCUUGGAGUUGCUGUAUGCUCUCGGUGGGCUGGAUCAGUACGGGCGUCUGACGGAGCCGAUGGGGAUCCGCAUGGCCGAGUUCCCCCUCAGCCCCAUGUUCGCAAAGAUGCUGCUGGAGUCCGGAAACUUCGGAUGCUCCAAGGAGAUCGUUACCAUAGCAGCCAUGAUGCAGAUCCAGAACAUCUUCGUUUUCCCGUCGGAUCAGAAGAAAGCCGCUGCUCGAGAGCACAGGAAGUUUGCAGUGGCUGAAGGAGAUCACCUGACCAUGCUGAAUGUUUACGAGGCUUUUGUGAAGCAUCAGAAGAGUUCUCAGUGGUGUCAGGAGCAUUUCCUGAACUAUAAAGGUCUGGUGCGAGCCAUGAGCGUGCGAGAGCAGCUGCGGCGCCUGCUCAACAAGUUCAAGGUGCCUCGAACGUCCAGCGAAGGUGACCCGGAUGUAAUUCUCAGGUGUAUCGUGUCGGGAUUCUUCGCUAACGCAGCCCGGCUGCAUCACUCCGGAUCAUACAGAACUUUGCGGGACGAUCGGGAGCUCCACAUCCAUCCCAACUCAGUGCUUUACGGAGAAAAGCCUCAAAAAUGGGUGGUCUUUAAUGAGGUGGUUCAGACCUCCAAGUAUUUCAUGCGGGACGUGACGGCGGUGGAGUCGGCCUGGCUCGUGGAACUGGCACCUCAUUUUUAUAAGCAGGCCAAGCACGGUUCUCUGAGCAGCAGCAAACGGACGAAGGUCUUCUGAGACGUUCUCCUCCACACUGCCCACUACUGGCAUAAGCCAUUAUCACCACUGGCCGGUGAACUGAUGAUCCUACAACACUUGAGCACACACACACACACACACACACACACACCUCUACACUGACAGUGAGCGUUUUUCAGGCAGCAGGGCAGAUUUGUAUUUGUGUAAAUUGUUGUAUUAUAUAUUUAAUUCUCCAUAUUCCAGUUAGUACCUCCACCAGCAGCACACGAGCAUAAACCAAUCGACCAAUCGAGCGUCUGUCCUCAGAACUGGAGGUUAUUAAAGGGUCAGAAGCUCGGGUUUUAUUUUUGUACAGCUUUAUUUUGUGUUCUUGCAUGGCGUCGUAACAGAGAGAGGAGAAUAUAGAGAGAUUAAUUUAGUUUAUAUGUUAGUUAAAGGAAUGGGGUUGAUGAAAAAUCAAACGUGCAUAUAACCUAUAUAAUGGUUUUACACAGAAUUCACCAGUAAAAUAUAAAUCAAAAUACAGAUCUCUGUAAUGAACUAGUGCACCUCAAAAUAUUUACUUUUAUUUCAGUAAUUCAGUUAAAAAUGUGAAACUCAUAUUAUAUGGAUGUACAUAUAUUGGAAUAAAGUAACUUUUCAAUGAUCUUCUAUUUUAUUUAUUUGUACUACAGUAUAUAAUAUCAGAUCUACGGAUCUAUAAACAUAUUCUGCCUAGUCACAUGACCAGGCAUAUAUAUAUAUAUAUAUAUCCUUAAUGUAAUUCUAAAUGGUAAUACUGUAUGUUACCAUUGGUUUAUAUGAAAUUUCACUCUCUUAUUUAUAAUUACUAUAAUUACAAUAUAGCUACAUCCCUCACAUGUGUAAAUAUUUUAUAUUUUAUAUAAUAUAAUAUAUUUUAUUUUAAUAUUUUUUUUAUCUUUUAAUGGGACAACACGGAAGAUAUGACAUUAAUACAGUGUACAACUACAGUAUAACAAGGAAAAUUUACUUGUUCCCUCAAAAUAACUCAACCCGCAGCCAUUAAUUAAAAAAAUAAAUAAAUAAAAGCCACAAUUUGUCCAUUUAUUUGUCACUUUGGGGUGUACUCACUUUUGUUGCCAGUGGUUUAGACAAUAAUGUGUGUUAAGUGAGUUAUUUUGAGGAAACAGUAAAUUUACACUGUUAUACUGUAGCUGAACACUGACUACUUUACACUGUAUCAAAUUAUCUCUUGUGUAUCUUCAUAUUUGUCCCAUUAAAAGUAUAUAAUAAAAUAUUUACACACAUUUUUAAGUUGGUAGAAAUUAUAAUUGGUAUCUCCAUUGUUAGUCUGGAAAUUUGCCUAAAACAACAUUUAUGUAGAGCUAAAACUGCAUAUAUUCGAAAUGCAGUAAUUGGAAAUUAUCUGAAAUGACUAAAUUACAGAUAACUUAUUAUUGUAAGUCAUUUAUAGAAAGUUUAGUUUUAACUAGUCAGAAUUACAGUGCAGAACUGACAGAUUCUACUAGUAGUAAAGUAAUUAUAGUGAUCAGUAACUAUCUGGAGCUUUUACUAAUAAAUAUAUGUGAUAAUUGAUAUGAAAGAGUGAAAUUCCAUGUAAAUUAAUGGUAAGAGUUAGAGGUAAAAGUUGGAAUUACAUUAAGGACACGUGGAACUGGUGGUCAUGUGACCAGUUUUUAAACACAGUGUUUAAAAACACCAGCAGCACUGCUGCUGUAUCUGAUCAACUCACUGUACCA